This is a messenger RNA of Aspergillus chevalieri, 219 nucleotides long. RefSeq lists its product as uncharacterized. The transcript has a single exon. The record is from RefSeq and is a predicted model, not a curated record. Lineage: Eukaryota; Fungi; Ascomycota; Eurotiomycetes; Eurotiales; Aspergillaceae. The coding region runs from base 1 to 219 and encodes 72 amino acids.
AUGACGAGGGAGCGGAUGCGUGAGCUUAUUGGGGAGGACUGGAAGAAGGGGUUCUUUAUUGAGAGGGUUGAGUUUGAGGGGAUUAGGGCUGUGCAUUUUGUAAUUUAUGGGAUUUUGGGGAGGGGAGUUAGUAGUUCGAGUCGGUUGGAUGGGUUUGGGAAGGGGUUUGUGGAUUAUGUUCGGGAUAAGGUUGUCGGGGUGCCGGUUGGGUUGGUGUAG